Molecule: messenger RNA, 826 nt
Organism: Suncus etruscus (white-toothed pygmy shrew)
Lineage: Eukaryota; Metazoa; Chordata; Mammalia; Eulipotyphla; Soricidae
Product: 40S ribosomal protein S6
Exons: 1
Coding region: 25-774 (249 amino acids)
Biological process (GO): translation
Cellular component (GO): ribosome
Molecular function (GO): structural constituent of ribosome
Source: RefSeq, a predicted model, not a curated record
UAAGAGGUGUUGGGCUGUGUAGUCAUGAAGCUGAACAUCUCUUACCCGGCCACCGGCUGCCAGAAACUCAUCGAAGUGGACGAUGAACGCAAACUUCGUACCUUCUAUGAGAAGCGGAUGGCAACCGAAGUUGCUGCUGACGCUCUGGGAGAAGAAUGGAAGGGCUAUGUGGUCCGGAUCAGUGGAGGCAACGAUAAGCAAGGUUUCCCCAUGAAGCAGGGGGUCUUGACCCAUGGUCGGGUCCGACUGCUGCUGAGUAAGGGGCAUUCCUGCUAUAGACCACGGAGGACCGGUGAAAGAAAACGCAAGUCUGUUCGUGGCUGCAUUGUGGAUGCCAAUUUGAGUGUUCUCAAUUUGGUCAUUGUCAAGAAAGGGGAGAAGGAUAUUCCUGGACUCACUGAUACUACCGUGCCUCGGCGUCUUGGACCCAAAAGAGCUAGCAGAAUCCGCAAACUUUUCAAUCUCUCAAAAGAAGAUGAUGUCCGUCAGUAUGUUGUGAAGAAGCCUCUAAAUAAAGAAGGUAAGAAACCUCGGACCAAAGCACCCAAGAUUCAGCGUCUUGUUACACCUCGUGUCCUGCAACAUAAACGUAGGCGUAUUGCAUUAAAGAGACAGCGCACCAAGAAAAACAAGGAAGAAGCUUCAGAUUAUGCUAAACUGUUGGCUAAGAGAAUGAAGGAGGCAAAAGAGAAACGCCAGGAGCAGAUUGCCAAGAGACGGAGGCUGUCUUCUUUGAGAGCUUCUACUUCUAAGUCUGAAUCUAGUCAAAAAUGAGUUCUGCGUAAUGAAUAAAUAAAGUCAGACAUCUUUUAUUUAAAAAAAAAAA